This is a messenger RNA of Poecilia reticulata (guppy), 5268 nucleotides long. The record is from RefSeq and is a predicted model, not a curated record. Lineage: Eukaryota; Metazoa; Chordata; Actinopteri; Cyprinodontiformes; Poeciliidae.
AAAGUUUGUGGAAAAACAUCCGAGCAUCAAUAAUGUGAGGCAAAGUCCAACAGUUUGAAAAAUUCAAACUGAACGGAGUUUCUAUUGUAAAAUCUGAGACAGUUUUCCUUCUGUUAUUAUAGGAAGGAACAUAUUAUUUCAUAAUUAAAAUAUUUCAUGGUGCUGCAGCACAUCACGAAUUUAUAUUUUAUGAUUAAAAACUGAUCUGAUAAAUAGUGYUAUAUGUGUUUAUUUCUUGUUUUGACAUGAAAUCACAUGCCGAUGAUGAAGUUGGUGUGUAAAUAUUCACCUUGUGGCACUGUCAGCAUUCCAUACAUGUCCAGGGAUCCGAYAGAAGAAAAUAAAUCAGAACAGAAAYAUUUGAGACCUGAAUUGAUCUGAGAAAUUUAGUUUUGUUGAAGGAAUUUUAAUUAAUAUUCCACAAUAUUUGAGAAGAUGUUGAGCUUCUUGGUUCAUAAUAAUACGGUGGAWGCAGGUGAACAUAUUGGACAUCCGGGUCACCUGCUGGAAUGCAGCAGGUGAGUUUGGGGUUAAAUACCUGCGGUGGGCGGGGCUUCGGUGAGCUGACAGAACCAACCGCCCGACCUUUGAGACAGCAGAACCUGGACGAGCCCAGCAUGGCCACAGACUUCACUCAGGACGCGGUUCUGGUUUUCCUGCAGCGCUGCGGCGGUUCGGCGAAAAACACGGAGCUGCUGGCCCACUUCCUGCCCUUCCUGCGGGACAAACCGGACAACGUCGGGAACCGAGAUCGCUUCAAGAGUUUCGUCAACUCGGUGGCAACCGUGUCGAAGAUCGACGGGGUGUCCACCGUGACCCUCAGGAAGAAGUACAGAGGCCAUGUCCCCGGUGCAGGUUCGGGCAGAGACUCCGCGGAACCCGGUCCGGUCGGAGCCAGCUUAUCGCCGGCGGUAAGCGUCGCCCCACCGGGAGACACCGAGAGGAAUCCCGCCCUACCUGCGGCUGGGAUCGUGGUGGAGGAGAGCGGUACCAGGCUGAAGUACAGGGGAAACCCGAGUCCAGAACCCGUCCAGGCAGGAAACUGGGUUCCAGAACUAUCAGAGGUUCCUUAUCAGAGCAAAMCUGAGGAACAGAACAGGCUGGUUUCUGCACCUGGUGGUCCAGCUGUGAGACAUCAGGACUACAUCUCUGAGCCAAUCAGAUGGCAGGAAAUGCCUCAAGAAAGUUUUGUUCCAGCCCCCACCAGAAGACCGGAAGUCCCCCAUCAGGACCGCUUUCCAGAACCGAUCAGAGGCCAGGACUAUGAACCUAUUGGAGGACAUAUUGUCCACCACCAGGACUACACACCCAGACCUCCUGGAAGGCAUGAAGUCCCUCAACAGGACUUCCCCCAUAUGCCCUCUAGGAGAGUGGACAAACCACAUCAGAGGACCGCUCCUGAACCCGUCAGAGGACACAUCGUCGGCCGUCAGGACCAUGCCCCAGACCCCGGUGAAAGGUGGGAUCCCCCAAAUCAGGGAACCUUCUCGGAACCCAAUAAAGGACGUAUCGUCAGCCGUCAGGACCAAUCCCCAGAUCCCAUCAGAGGACAGAAGACCUCUCAUCAGAACCGCGUUGCUGAGCCCCUCAGAGGACAUGUUGGUAACCGUCAGGAYCACUUCCCAGGGCCUGUUAGGAGACAGCAGGUCCUUCAUCAAAGUCCAUUCCCAGCCCCCAAAAGAAGAAGGGAUGUCCCACAUCAGGAUCCAAGAGGAUAUAUGAUUAGCCGUGUCCCAGAACCCAUCAGAGGACAGAAUGUGUUUUAUCAGGACCCCAGCAGAGAUCCCCUGAGAGGUCGGGAGGUCUCUGCCCACCAUCCCACACCUCAACCACCAAGAGGACAGCAGAGCUUUUACCAGGUCCCUCAAAAUCCAGAACACCUCGGGGGAUGGGAAAUUCCUUAUCAGGAUCCCAUUCCUGAAUACCUCAGUGGACAGCAGGUCUCCCAGAAUCCAGAACCUCUCAGGGGACAGCGGAUUCCUUAUCAGGUCCCUCAAAAUCCAGAACCUCUCAGAGGACAAUGGAUUCCUCAUCAGGUCCCGCAGAUACCAGAACACCUCGGGGGACAGGAGAUUUCUUAUGAAGACCUUGUCCCAGAAGCCUUCAGAGGACAGAACAUCUAUUAUCAAGAUCCCAUUCCAGAAUAUCUCAGUGGACAUCAGAUUCCCCAAAAUAUAGAACUUCGUAGGGGACAGCAGGUCCCCCAGAAUCCAGAACCUCUGAGGGUAGAACGGGUUCCUCAACAGAUACCAGAACACCUUAGGGGGCAGGAGAUUCCUUAUGAGGACCCUGUCCCAGAAGCCCAAAAUAUAUUUUAUCAGCAUCAAAUUCCAGAAUACUUCAGUGGACAUCAGGUCCCCCAGAAUCGAGAACCUCUUAGGGGACAGCAGAUGUCUUAUGACCCUGUUCCAGAACCUAUCAAAGGACAGGAAAUCUAUUUUCUAGACUCCAAUCCAGAGUUACAYAGAGGACAGAAGAUUCCUUAUCAGGAUCCAAUACCUGAAUACCUAAGUGGACAGCAAAUCCCCCAGAAUCCAGAACGUCUGUGGACAGCAGAUCCCCCAGAACCYGAGAGGAAUCUAGAACCUCUCAGAAGACAGCAGGUCCACCAGAAUCCAGAACCUCCUAAUGGACAAGAUAUACCCCAGAAUCCAGAACUACGUAGGGUACAUCAGAAGAAUCAAGAACCUCUUAAAGGACCGCAGGUCCCCCAAAAUCUGGAACCUCUCCAGAGACAGCAAGUCCCCCAAAAUCUGGAACCUCUCCAGAGACAGCAGGUUCCCCAAAAUCUGGAACCUCUCCAGAGACAGCAGGUUCCCCAAAAUCUUGAACCUCCUAAGAAAAAGCAGAUCUCUCAGAGUCCUGAACUACGUAGGGUUCUUCAGAAAAACCUAGAACCUCCUAAGGAACAGCAGGUCCCCCAGGCUCAAGAACCUCUUAAAGGACCGCAGGUCCCCCAAAAUCUGGAACCUCUCCAGAGACAGCAAGUCCCCCAAAAUCUGGAACCUCCUAAGGAAAAGCAGAUCUCUCAGAUGCCAGAACUACGUAGGGUUCUUCAGAAAAACCUAGAACCUCCUAAGGAACAGCAGAUCCCCCAGAAUCUAGAACCUCUUAUGGGUCAGCAGGUCCCCCAGAAUCUAGAACCUCUUAUGGGUCAGCAGGUCCCCAAGAGUCCAGAACUACGUAGGGGUCAGAAAAUCUCCUUCCAGAAUCCCGUUCCUGAAUCCCCCAAAGGACAGCAGAGUCCUCCUCAGGACCCAGAACCUGUUGGAGGACAUGAACCCGCUCCUCRGCUCCAUCAGGCUCCGGCCCGCCGCUUCAGAAACAGGCAGAGCUACAGAUCAGCUGUUUCUCAGGAUGAUGACCACAAAGAGGAGGAGGAGGAUGUCCAGAUCAGACGGGGCUCAGCAGGAGGUCCGUGGCCCCUGAACGCCCCUCUCAGUGACGUGGCGAGGGCCACGUCUGCCUCCUCAYCCUGCAUCAUAGAGUCCCCGGCUCCUCCCUCCUCUUCCUCAGGGAGUAAGGUUCCUCAGAUCUACAUCCAGAACUCGGACGUUGAAGUUCUGGCGUCUCGGUCCCACUCGGAGUCCAAGUCCAGACUAGAACCCGGACCUGUCCCGGUGGAGUCCGUGAGACRCAGUCUGCCUCUAGAAGCAGAGUUCAGCACCGAACGCCACCAUGACAAGCGCGCUGCUCGGACCUCUGAACCAAUCGGGCCCCAUCGGAACCAGAGGCUGUCGUCCAGUCAGAGCGACAUCUUCGACUCGCCGUUGGAUGUGAGGUCCUCCGUCAGCGACUGGCCUCCGUCUGGGUCCUCCAGAACCUCCGGAGCAGAUAAUCCUGCGGUUUCGUCGACGUCGCUGGAGGUUCUGCAGGAGUCCAACAGAACCAAACCGGAACCUACGGCCCGUCGGUCCAUCCUGAAAAUGCCGCUCCAUCAGUCGAUGGGGAAUCUCUGCGACGACCUGCCGCAGACGACCAGUCGGAAGCUGCCUCUCUACCUGUCCAGCGACCAWCUGAAUGACCACCAGCAGUUCGCGUCCAGAGGAUCAUCCCUGAAUCAGUCCACAGAUGARCUCUAUGGUGACAUGAAGUCGAGCAACAGCUCCAUCGACUCGCCUCGCGUGACGCUCCGCUCGGCGGCGGCUCGGCGGAUGAGCAGCCGACUGAGGAACCGGAUUUGCCGCAGCUUGGGAACCGACUUGGACCAGGAAGAAGGCGSCGUAGGACUGGAGGACGCCAGACUGGAACGGCUUCACCGGAUCUCGUCCUCGCUCAGUCUUCCCCACCACCUGUCCUCCUCGUCCCUGUCGUCCUCCACCACGCCGCCGCGAUGCGCCAGCCCCGKCGCCUCAGAGGGCGGGAGGAAGGAAGCCAGGAGGAGCCUUCACUCUCACAACGCCGGAAAGUCUGCGGUUCCUCUGGACGCCCUGGAGCACCACUGGAUGGUGAAGGCAGCGGCGGGAGCCUGGCCGGACGUCUACGCUCUGUUCAGGGCCGACUCCUCGCUGCUCAACCGGCAGGACUUCAUCUCCGGCUUCACGGUUCUGCACUGGAUCGCCAAACAUGGCGACCACMGAGUCAUCAACACCCUGCGGUACGGGAUGGAGCAGAAAGGCCUGAGCUUCGACGUGAACGCCAAGUCCACGGCGCGUCAGACGCCUCUCCACAUCGCCGCCAUCCACGGCCACAAAAACAUCAUCCGGCUGCUGGUGAAGAAGUUCGGCGCCGACGUGAAGCUGAGGGACGCGGCGGGGAAGAAGGCCUGGCAGUACCUGAGCGACCGAGCCCCGGACAUCCUGGAGCUGCUGGCGGCGCCGCCGAAGGCCGCGCUGACCAGCGGCGCCGAGAACGACGAUCCGGGCUGGAAGCCGCCCAAACAGCAGCAGCGCCGCCUGCGCCACCACUUCUCCUCGGCCUCCUCCGGCCAGAGGCCGCAGGCGCUGACCGUCGCGGCGAAGGUCAGCAGGUCGACGUCCAUCGCUGCGCUGCUGAAGCCCAAAUCUCUGCAGCGGUUCUAGCAGAACCAGAACCGGUUUGCUGAGUCUCCCUGCUGUUACAGACGUGUUCCUGCCUGCCUUCCUCCACCCUGAACAUCCAGCUGAACUUUAACUUUUACUGCUUUUUACUGGAGCUGAUCUGGGUUUGCAGUUUAGACAUCAAGUCUCUAAAAAACAUCUGUUGAUGUUUGGAUUUAUUAACAUUUUGCUCUAAUUAAUGGAAACAUGACAAUAAAUGACUAAAAUCAAAUUAAACAUUUGAUACCAG